AUGGGAUGUGGCAUGGCUAGCACAGUCUCAUCUGCCAUGGGCAUGCGACCAAAGUUUCAACAAAGAGGUUUUAGUUUGCACACAAGCCAGUUUGAGAUGGACGCCUCACUCCCUUCCUCAUCCACCUCUCUCGUGCAUUACAGAGCAUCUGCUUCCUCCUCUGCUUCCUCUUCUGACCGUGUUCCCUUACUGAUGGAUGAUGCCGAGGAUAAGAAGUGGCCUGAAGCAGUUGAGAGACAUUUUAUUGAUAUCUUGUUAGAAGAGGAUGCUAAAGGGAAUAUGCCCCAAGGCCAGUUCAAGUCUGGAACUUGGACAACAGUUGUCAAUGAGUUUAACAAGCGUGCGUCUAAAAGUUACACCAAGGCACAACUUACACAAAAAUAUCAACGACUGAAACAGAGACACCGCACAUUCUCCCAGCUCAUCGCACGUACAGGAAUGGGAUGGGACCCCAUUUCAAAUACGGUGACGGCCAGUGACGAUGCUUGGGCUGCUGCAUUUGCGGAUCGUACUACCUCGUUGACUCGGGGUACGCAAUAGGCAGUGCAUUCCUCCCCCCACACAAGUCCACACGCUACCAUGCCCAAGAGUUUCGGGGUGCAAACCGACAGCCUAG
This is a messenger RNA of Quercus robur (English oak), 616 nucleotides long. Its product is annotated as L10-interacting MYB domain-containing protein-like. The coding region runs from base 1 to 540 and encodes 179 amino acids. The record is from RefSeq and is a predicted model, not a curated record. Lineage: Eukaryota; Viridiplantae; Streptophyta; Magnoliopsida; Fagales; Fagaceae. The transcript has 5 exons.